Aspergillus welwitschiae is the source of this 1561-nucleotide messenger RNA. RefSeq lists its product as uncharacterized. The record is from RefSeq and is a predicted model, not a curated record. Gene Ontology annotation, molecular function: alpha-1,6-mannosyltransferase activity. Gene Ontology annotation, cellular component: mannan polymerase complex. The transcript has a single exon. Gene Ontology annotation, biological process: protein N-linked glycosylation. The annotation marks the transcript as partial. NCBI's taxonomy places the organism in Eukaryota, Fungi, Ascomycota, Eurotiomycetes, Eurotiales, Aspergillaceae.
CACAAACAUUCCAAUUCCGUAGAUAUCUAGCAAAUAUCUUCACAACUAGUGAAUACCAAGACUUCCAUCCGGAUAGUCAUCAGCAGAAAAAGUAAAACCACACUAUCCCCACUAGUCCAAACCUGCUUUCCAGCCCCCAAGCACAAUCAGCCUGCACAUCCAAACCGCCCAUCAUUCUUUAACUUGAAAAAGAGUACAACUGGCUUCUAGGGCAAACGCGGUGAACUCAGCAAUCAACCUUGGACCCUAAAUCAGAGCGGGAAGCCAAUCGGCUGCCAUCGCCCCAUUUCUGGCGGAGAGAGUCUAGAGGGUCCAUCUGUGGCGUCUGUAGGUCCAUCUGACUGGCCUGCUACUUGUCCUUUCUUAGAUUGCAGCUGGACGCCUUUUAAGACGGGCGUGGACCCUGCAGAUUUCAGGUGUAACUCACCUAGUCACUCAUUUAUUCAUUCGUUCUACCCUACUACACCAAACAUUUGAUAUCGUUUUUCACGCUAAUUUCCUACUCUCUGUUUCCACUAUCUAUAUUCAUUCAUUCAACGACUACCUACUCAGCUAUCCCGCGAUGUAUCAUUAGAUAUUUACCACAAUCACGACCACACCACAACCACAAUCAAACUACAACAUAAUGUCCACCAUGCUAACCCGACCCACCGCCAUCCUCAUCUUCUCCCUCGUCUUCCUUAACCUCUACCUCUUCCACCGACUCAUCCGCCAACCCGUCGUGCCACUCUCACCCACCAUCGUCCCAACCCCAAGCCCAGCGGCAGCAGAGAUACAAGAAAUACACCUACCAGCCCAAAUAACCACCACUACCGAAGACCCAACAACCCUAUUCCCAACCACCACUCUCGCAACAAUCACCACCCACACCACCACCACAACAACAACAACAACAACCACCCACCCACACGACACCCACACCCAUACCACCCACCUCCACCCCCAACCAACAACCCACUCCAUCCCACACAAACUCUGGCAAAAAACCGGCUCCAAAGGCCUCUCCCCGCAAGCCGAAUCCUGGAUCUCCACCUGGACAACCCUAAACCCACACCUCCGCCACGAAGUCCUCACCGAUUCAUCCGGCCUCGCCUACGUGGAAACGAACUUCCGCCCCAUCUGGCCCGAAAUCGCCGACCUGUACACAUCCCUCAGCGUGCCCAUCCUCCGCGCCGACCUCCUUCGACUCCUCAUCCUCUACAUCGACGGCGGCAUCUGGUCCGACCUCGAUGUAUCAUGUGAAGUGCCCAUCUCGCAAUGGCCUAUUCCCCCAGCAGCCAACGUGGUCGUGGGGAUAGAGUUCGACGGAUGGCAGUUCGCGUCGUGGACGGUGCUGUCCACACCGGGCAAUAACCAUAUCUAUCAUGCGAUUGAGUAUGUGGCUGGAAGACUGGAAGCUUUGGCGCAGGCGAACAAUGUCACCGUUGGGGAGGUGACUAUGGAGAUGAUUCCGGAUGUGGUGGAUGUGACGGGGCCGCAGGCUAUUACUAUGGCGUUUUUGGAGACGAUUAGUGAGAGUGUUGGGAGACGGGUGGGUAAGGAUGAGGUCGAGGGGUUGGGA